AUGAAAUGGUCAAGUCGUGUACCGGACGUCCGCCGGGGACGGGGACCGCCGUUGCUUUGUUCUACAUGUCCGACCCCUGUGAGAUGUGAUCAUAAAGCAGCCCUCAACACGGUCGUCGUAUCGUCGGUGGUGCCCCCCUCCCCUCCCUCCCCGUGGUCCGGGAGUGUGUCCUCAAUUCGUCGUAUCGCCUGCGCUCCGUCCGAGGCCCUACUGGAGAGUCUCCUCGGAGCGAGGGACGAGUACCUCGUGACGACCUGCCUGGGGCACGAGGCGAGAUGUGACGGAGCUCUCGUGAGGUCCGACUGGGUCGUGGUUGAAUACUCGUGUCUCGCACCCCACGAGUUCACUCCCAUGAAAUACGUGAUUUUGGGCAAACACAACUGUUCAAUGGAAGCGGUGACUUCGGGGUUCACCGAACAGGGAGUCUCGCUGAGUCGCACCGUGGUGAGAACGUUUCCUGGCGAGAUGGAAACUUAUAUGAACCUCGCCCUGCUCAAGCUGGACCGACCUUACGAACUUCAAUAUUACAAUCGGUCUCACGACUCGGAAACUCUCGAUAAGUUUUCCAGGUGGUUUGAGGUUUAUAUGUAUAUGUCUACUAUACAAACUACGUCAAAUGAUAUGUCGCAUGUGACUAUCCAUCACGUGAGGCCGGUUCCCUUCAAGGUGUUCCUACUAACUGUGAUUCUGCCCAUGGUGGCGUUUGCAGCAUUCUUUGUCUACAUUAUAUUCUACACGGGCAGUACAGAAGAAUCUAAGAUUUCUUAUAAAACACUAAAUAAUGAGAAGAAAGAACACCCCGUCUAA
Messenger RNA from Danaus chrysippus (African queen), 807 nucleotides. Lineage: Eukaryota; Metazoa; Arthropoda; Insecta; Lepidoptera; Nymphalidae. The record is from the annotation of a GenBank genome assembly.